AUGGCGCAAGCCAUUGCCGGUGUUGCGGCGCUGCUGCAGAACCUGCAGGUGCCCAUCGGUGACGUUCAGAAUGUUACACUACCGAGUCCGCCCACGCUGACAGGACCACUGGCAGAAAACACGUACCUGGCUCAGGCCGAGAAGUUCGCGGUGGGCAAGGUGAAGGGUCCUGAAUCACUGGUGGUUGUUGAUGGUUAUAUCUACACUGGGGUGUCCAAUGGCCUGGUGGUGGAGGUGACACCUAAAGGGGUGGUGAACACGCUUUUUCCUAGAAAUUCUUAUGUCUGCGGUCAGGAAGGUGACGUAUGUGGCAGACCUCUUGGCAUGAGAGUAAACAACAGACGAAACUUGAUAGUAGCCAACGCUUACAACGGAAUUUAUGAGAUUGACCCUCGAACUGGAAGAUACCAGCUUCUCAUUGACUCCAAGACCAGGUUGGUGAACAAUAAACCAGUCAAGUUCAUCAACGAUGCAGCCAUCACCAAAGACGGCCGAGCCCUCUACUUCACAUCCUCGUCAUCAAAAUACGGGCGCAGCGACUACCACAAGAUAAUCAUUGAAGGAGAGACAACUGGCAGACUCUUCAGGUUGGACUCAACGGGACUAAGGGAACUGGUGUCCGACCUCGGUUUCCCCAACGGGGUACAACUGGGCCGGAUGAGACAUUUGUGCUCGUUGCUGAAGGCUCUCGGUGUAGAAUUCUCAGCCAGAGACUACAUCAUUUUUAACCAACGUCUACUGUUUUAA
Molecule: messenger RNA, 747 nt
Organism: Pomacea canaliculata
Lineage: Eukaryota; Metazoa; Mollusca; Gastropoda; Architaenioglossa; Ampullariidae
Product: adipocyte plasma membrane-associated protein-like
Exons: 7
Coding region: 1-747 (248 amino acids)
Biological process (GO): biosynthetic process
Molecular function (GO): strictosidine synthase activity
Source: RefSeq, a predicted model, not a curated record